This is a messenger RNA of Phoenix dactylifera (date palm), 1944 nucleotides long. RefSeq names its product UDP-Glycosyltransferase superfamily protein. The record is from RefSeq and is a predicted model, not a curated record. NCBI's taxonomy places the organism in Eukaryota, Viridiplantae, Streptophyta, Magnoliopsida, Arecales, Arecaceae.
UUUACAUUUUGAUAGCUAACAUUAACCCAACUAAACCAAAUGAUUUGGUGAUUUUUGAUCUCCCAACAUUUUUUCAAUGCAGGAUUCACUCUGCUGCUAUGUGUCUACCUUUCAACUACUUGGCAAUCAAAAAGCUCCACAUCAUUCCAUUAGUCUAAAGUUACAAAGUCAAACUUUAUCCUCGCAAUCAGAGACUAACAAAUAUGCUCCUAGUUCCCGUUGCGAAUCCGCGAUCCCACCUAUCGCCAUGAGUUCGGUCCACAACCCAAAUCCCCCGAACGAAACGCCUCCCAUCCCUAGACGCCCCCCGGCCCCGGCCUCGAAAUGGAAGCCAUUGCUGUUCUGGGCAUCAGCCGUUCUGGUCCUCUUCCUCGCGCUCUCUCUCAACGCCACCAAGCCAAUCCCUCACCUCAUUCUCUCACGCCCAAGACCGCUCCACAACCUAAAGCCCAGCCUCGUCCAAAGAUUUGCCGGUCUCUUCCUACCCACCCGAGAGAAGGAAACGCUGCCCAUCUCCGAACGCACUCCAUGUGUUCUAUGGAUGGCCCCUUUCCUCUCUGGUGGCGGCUAUAGCUCCGAAGCCUGGUCUUAUAUCACAGCUCUGGAUACCCACAUCAAAGAUCCUAAAAUUAGGCUUCGCGUAGAGCAGCAUGGCGAUCUAGAAUCAUUGGACUUCUGGCUCGGUUUGCCGGAGGAGUCCAAGGCUCUCGCCUUCAACCUCCAUAACACCAAAUGCCCAAUGAGCGAGACCAUCGUGAUCUGCCACAGCGAGCCAGGCGCUUGGUACCCUCCACUCUUCGCCACGCCCCCCUGCCCGCCCACCGGCUACGACGAACCUGCGUUUGUCGUGGGCCGGACCAUGUUCGAGACCGACCGGGUGAAUCCCGGGCAUGUCGAGCGCUGUAAUCGUAUGGAUGCGGUCUGGGUGCCUACCGAAUUCCACGUCUCUGCGUUUGUUCGAAGCGGCGUCGAUCCUGCCAAGGUCGUCAAGGUGAUCCAGCCGGUCGAUGUCGAGUUCUUCGACCCAUCGAAGCACGAGGCAUUGGUUCUCCCUACCGGAGCGCCGGUUCUGGGCUCGCAUCCAGCGAGCACGAGUGCGAGUUCUGGUGGGAAGGAGAAAGAGUUUGUCUUCCUGAGCGUCUUCAAGUGGGAGCGGAGAAAAGGAUGGGAUGCGCUGCUGAAAGCCUAUCUGGAGGAAUUCUCAAAGUCCGAUGGGGUUGCCUUGUGUCUACUGAUAAGCGCCUACCAUUCCGGCAGAGAUUUCGGCAGCAGAAUUGUCGAGUUUGUCGAAGGGAGUGGCCUGAAGGAGCCGGAUGAUGGAUGGGCUCCGGUUCACGUGAUUGAUUCCCAUGUACCGCAGUCCGAUCUGCCGAGGUUCUACAAGGCGGCUGAUGCGUUUGUUCUCCCGUCGAGAGGCGAAGGUUGGGGGAGGCCAAUCGUGGAGGCCAUGAGUAUGGCGCUGCCGGUGAUUGCCACGAACUGGUCUGGCCCGGAGGAGUACUUGACGGAGGAGAAUGGGUAUCCUUUGCCGGUGGAUCGGAUGAGCAGAGUGACGGAAGGGCCAUUCGAGGGUCACCUCUGGGCCGAGCCCUCGGUCCGGGAGUUGAGAGUUCUGAUGAGGCGCGUGGCGAGCAAUCCCGGAGAGGGCAGGAGGAAAGGGAGGAGAGCCAGGGAAGACAUGAUGGAGAGAUAUUCGCCGGAAAUUGUCGCCAGACUCGUCGCAGAUCAAGUUAUGAAGAUAUGGAGGAAUCCAGGAAUGGUCCUCAAGCAGCAUUAAUCAUCUGAUAGCAGGAACUUGUUUAUCCUGGGGAUCAAUUCAUGUUGUAGGUUGCACCAGGCGUUCAGUUUGUUUGGUUGCUUCCAAAUCAAGGGAAAACCUUGAAUUGUAUGUUUCAUGUUUUUUGUUUUUUGUUCGCUCCUAAGGAGACCUCUCCUUUUCUUCUC